Molecule: messenger RNA, 1499 nt
Organism: Paramacrobiotus metropolitanus
Lineage: Eukaryota; Metazoa; Tardigrada; Eutardigrada; Parachela; Macrobiotidae
Product: interferon-inducible GTPase 5-like
Exons: 1
Coding region: 153-881 (242 amino acids)
Cellular component (GO): membrane
Molecular function (GO): GTP binding
Source: RefSeq, a predicted model, not a curated record
CUACUUGUUUCUUUCUCAUACUCUAGCUGUCAAAUACUGUUGACUGUGCCUGUUGUGUUAAACAACCUGUAUACCGCGGUAGUAGCACAAGUGGGUUAUUUACAAAAACUUAAUAAUACUGAUUGAAAUUUUGUAUUUCGAUUCCCGCCGCUAUGGGCAACCUUCCCAGUCCUGCUUUUGCACCACGUCGACUCUCCUCAGCACAGCGUAAGGAGUUGCAGGACAAGCUUGGCAUGGACUGCAUGCAGUUUUACAACUUCGGGGUAUGCGGAGAAACGGGAGCCGGGAAGUCGACUCUCGUUAAUGCCGUCUGUGGCUACCAAGAGGGUGACCCAUCCGCAGCUGCGGUUGGACAUAUUGGUGGCGGAACAAGACAUGCGCGUGCGUAUAAACCAGCUAAAUACCCACGCGUGGCCAUUUGGGACAUGCCUGGCACAAACCACCCCGACAAUCCCAUGAAUACGUAUUUUUCUGAUCAAAAACUGUGCGCCUUUGAUUUGUUGUUUAUCGUCAGCAGCACAGUGCGCUUCACUGAAGUCGAUGCAAAGCUAGCUCUUCGCGCACAACGAGAGGGCGUUCCUGUUAUUUUUAUUCGGACCCAAGCUGAUGCCACCAUUCAUAAUGCCUACGAACGUGCGGUGAGAUCGGCAGCGGUUGAGAACGCAGCUAACAGACGAACCAUUGCAAAAGAAGUUCGAAAGGAUUUGUAUAAGGCCAUAGUAAAGGAACUGAACAACAUCGGAAUGGCAAACGUUUUACUUUUCAUCGUAACUGCCUUUGCCUUUUACGAGCAAUACGAUCCCGAGCUAUAUCCGGAACUUGACAAAGAGCAACUUCUUGACCGCAUCGAAGCACUAGCCGAAACUCGAGGGCGGAAAUGACACGGAGGUUCCCAGCUGCUUAAUUUACAUACAUUGAUAAAAGGUUUUACACGAAACAGCACAGAAUGACCACAAAUUUAAUGUUUGUGCCUUGAGUUCUUGAUUUAAUCUAGAGCGUUUCUAAAGUUAUUACGUGGCAAUCCCUGUAAAUAUUUUUUUCUAAUUCUGCUAGCUUAAUUAUGUACCUACGAUCGGUAUAUGAUUGCUGAAUACAAUUCCCACACAUAACUGGAUACUAGAUCACAAGCAAACCUGUGCGACGUGUGCGUUCAUUAGCUUGACAAUAUGGCUACGUCUUUUGCGCUUUUAUAAGUUCGGUCUGCAUCCACUGCGCUCAACAAAUCUCACCUGCGCCUUUUGCGCAUUUUUCAUCCCUCAAACCUACAGAUAGCUACGGCCAUGGUAAUCAUCAGUGCCUGAUUCCUCGAUUAUAGCUGCGCAUGUGCUAAUAACUGCAAGCGGCUUUGUGUAAUCGAAAAGCAGACUUUUUCAGUAUUUCUACAACGCCGGUCAAAAAGGGCGUUGUCAUUCUUGAUGUUUGUGAUGCGUACGGGCAAUAACCUGCGGUAAUAAUGCAACCGGUUGCAGAUCUACAUUACAAAGCACCAGUUACAAUGG